UUUUGGACUUCCUGCUUGGUCAAUUCUUGUCUCGUCUUCAUUCGCCGCACUGACAAUGCUUCUCAGUCGAGCCGGGCGACUGUCUCCGCGCCUUUGCUCCAGCUACAUCGAGAUCUCGAACUAUGUCCGCAGCAGACAAACGGCCUUGCGCUCCGGAGUGUAUGGCAGCGUCAUACCGAGGAAAGCCUUCCACGCGCGGUCGCAUUUGCUCGAGGAGGCUCCGACUCGCCUAGAGCCGCGCCAAUUUCUGGAGCAGUACAAGGCAUCCGUUGAAUUCCCGUCUGCCACCUAUGACUUCGAGACCUUUCUGUCGCAAGCCGCUCCGGACCAAGAAGUAGUCCUACAUGGAUACCUGGGUGAUCGCAAGGACUUAUCCAAGAAGCUCGCCUUCGUGCGCCUGACGGACCCGACCAUGAGACACAGCAUCCAGCUGGUAUCACUCGCCAAAAGCGGUUCCUUGGAGAAGCUCAAGUCGGUCCGCCCGAACAGCCCUGUCGCAGUCCGCGGGAAAGUGCAGCAGAAGCAGUCCAAGGGGUCAGAGAUGGAGAAGACCGAUCCGUGGGAACUGCAGCUGGAAGAAGUCUACCCGUUGAACGAGUUUCCGAAAGAUAUCCUCAUGAAGUCGGACACCGUCUUCGCGCCAAAGCACCGAUAUCUGCAAUUGCGGGCUGAUGCGGAAUUGCGUGAAGCGCUGCGAUUCCGUGCUCAAGUACACAACAUCUGCAAGGAGGAGUUGGAACAGUGUCGUCCGCCGUUCGUCGAAAUCGAGACUCCUCUGCUGUUCAAGUCCACGCCUGAAGGUGCUCGAGAAUUCUUAGUGCCGACCCGGAAGCAGGGACUGGCUUAUGCUUUGCCUCAGAGUCCGCAGCAAUACAAGCAGAUCCUUAUGGCUAGCGGGAUCCCGCGGUACUAUCAGUUUGCGCGCUGCUUCCGUGACGAAGAUCUUCGUGCCGACAGACAGCCGGAGUUUACUCAGCUCGAUCUGGAAAUGUCUUUCGCUACUGGAGAUGAUGUUAUGCGCACGAUCGAAGGUGUCAUUCGCCGACUCUGGUCAAGCCUGAUGAAAGACCCUGCUCCUGAGGGACCCUUCCGAAAAGUGUCUUACGAGGAGGUCAUGGGUCGCUACGGCUCAGACAAGCCCGACACUCGAUAUGGCAUGGAGAUCUCACGCAUUGGCCACCUCCUGCCCGUCGACCUCGUCAACAAGAUCACUCCACUACUUGAUCCGAUCGUCGAGGUCUUCAAGGUCGAAAACAAUGAGAACGACCCCGCCGCCAUGGCCCAGUUCAUCAAAGAAUUCCUCGACUCACCCGCCGGCGCGCCAUUCAAUGACAACCCCGAAGGCGGUCCGGGUGUCUUCGUGUACGACGCAAAGAAACCCCUCUGCGGACUACAGCCCUUCGGCUUCGAGGCUGCCGAAUACAUGGAGGAGCUCCUCGACCUCGACCACGGCGAUCUGAUCAUCAUCCAAGCGCGCGAACAAGCCCCCUUCUCCGGCGGCUCUACCCCCAUCGGCGACCUCCGUCGUGCGCUGCACUCCGCAGCUGUCACCUCCGGGUUCAAACCCGCGCCCACCGGCUUCGACUUCCUCUGGGUCGUGGACUUCCCGCUCUUCUCGCCAUCCAGCGACUCCGAGCCCGGCCAAGGCGGCGCCGCCGGUAUCUCAUCGACGCACCACCCUUUCACGGCGCCCAAGAACGCCGCCGACGUCGACCUCCUGCUCUCGGAUCCCACGAAGGUCGUCGCAGACCACUACGACCUUGUAGUCAACGGCGUUGAGCUCGGCGGCGGCAGUCGACGUAUUCACGACGCCGCCGUGCAGGAGUUCAUCCUGCGCGACAUUCUGCAAAUGCCGGCCGAGCGACUCGCUGACUUUGCACAUCUCCUGGAGGCGCUUCGCGCGGGGUGUCCGCCGCAUGCCGGUCUGGCUCUCGGAUUCGAUCGUCUCGUUGCCGUCAUGCUCGGUAAGGAGUCUGUGCGUGAUGUGAUCGCGUUCCCGAAGAUGGGGAAGGGUGGCGAAGAUCCGAUGGUCAAGGCUCCUAGUCCGAUGACGGAGGAGGCCUUGAACACGUAUCAUCUUCGCAUGAAGGAAUAAGCGAUGCCGUAGAGAAGAGUGCGGCAAUGUGGAAGGGGGAGAAACGUGUAC
Aspergillus steynii IBT 23096 is the source of this 2146-nucleotide messenger RNA. Its product is annotated as aspartate--tRNA ligase MSD1. Bases 56 to 2095 code for a protein of 679 amino acids. Gene Ontology annotation, molecular function: ATP binding; aspartate-tRNA ligase activity. The transcript is spliced from 3 exons. Gene Ontology annotation, biological process: aspartyl-tRNA aminoacylation. Gene Ontology annotation, cellular component: mitochondrion; cytoplasm. The record is from RefSeq and is a predicted model, not a curated record. Lineage: Eukaryota; Fungi; Ascomycota; Eurotiomycetes; Eurotiales; Aspergillaceae.